Molecule: messenger RNA, 6990 nt
Organism: Rhipicephalus sanguineus (brown dog tick)
Lineage: Eukaryota; Metazoa; Arthropoda; Arachnida; Ixodida; Ixodidae
Gene: mib1
Product: E3 ubiquitin-protein ligase MIB1
Exons: 23
Coding region: 157-3414 (1085 amino acids)
Biological process (GO): protein ubiquitination
Cellular component (GO): cytoplasm
Molecular function (GO): protein binding; zinc ion binding; ubiquitin-protein transferase activity
Source: RefSeq, a predicted model, not a curated record
CGAGAGAAAAAGCUUGCGCGAUCGGCGUCGGUUGGCUACCAGAAAGGAAACACUGCAGUUCGUCGUUUAUAGUCGGCGAGUCUGAACCUUGGUAUCCUGCGCCCUGGGCCGUAGCUAUCCUUGGACGAGGAGCAUGCCCUACUAUUUUUGAGAGGCAUGGAUCAGUGCGGCCCGUCUCGGACUAACCGGACGAAUGUCAUGGAAGGCGUUGGAUCGCGCGUAAUCCGUGGUCCCGACUGGAAAUGGGGCAAACAGGACGGUGGCGAUGGACACUUGGGAACCGUGCGUAAUUUCGAGUCUUCCGAAGAAGUUGUGGUCGUCUGGGACAACGGCACGGCGGCCAACUACCGCUGCUCCGGAACGUAUGAUCUCCGCAUCGUUGACAGUGCACCCACAGGCGUCAAACACGAGGGCACCAUGUGCGACACGUGUCGCCAGCAGCCCAUCUUUGGCAUCCGGUGGAAGUGUGCCGAGUGCUCCAACUACGACCUCUGCUCCAUGUGCUACCACGGCGACAAGCACCAACUGCGACACCGUUUCUUCCGCAUCACCAACCCGGGCAGCGAACGGGCGCUCAUGGAGCCCCGUCGUAAGAGCAAGAAAAUGGGAGUCCGCGGCAUGUUCCCCGGAGCGAGAGUAGUCCGAGGCGUGGACUGGCAGUGGGAGGAUCAGGACGGCGGCAACGGGCGCCGGGGUAAGGUCACGGAGAUCCAGGACUGGAGCGCGGCCAGCCCUCGCAGUGCCGCCUACGUGGUGUGGGACAACGGGGCCAAGAACCUCUACCGCGUCGGCUUCGAAGGCAUGGCUGACCUCAAAGUUGUGAAUGACGCAAAGGGUGGCACAGUCUACAGGGACCAUCUACCCCUCUUAGGAGAACAAGGCCCCGGCCGUUCUGGAGGCGUGGGCUUCCAAGUCGGCGACCAAGUGAACGUAGACUUGGAUCUUGAGAUUGUCCAGUCACUUCAGCAUGGCCAUGGUGGCUGGACAGAUGGAAUGUAUGAGUGUCUUGGAACAACAGGCACAGUGAUUGGUGUUGACGAAGACCACGACAUAGUGGUCUCCUAUCCAAGUGCUAACAGGUGGACGUUCAACCCGGCCGUGCUGACUCGCGUCAACACGGCAUCAACUGCAUCGACGUCGGCGGCCAGUGGCAGCGGUGUUGGGGACGCGACCUCGUCGCAGCAGUUUUCCGUAGGUGACCUGGUGCAGAUCUGCAGUGACCUCGAACGCAUCAAGAUCCUCCAGCGGGGUCACGGAGAGUGGGCCGAAGCAAUGACUCCUACCCUUGGCAAGAUUGGCAGAGUGCAGCAGAUUUACCACGACAAUGACCUCAAGGUGGAGGUCUGUGGCACGUCCUGGACCUACAACCCUCUCGCCGUUACAAAGAUGGCUUCGGACGGCGCUGUUGCCGGCGUGUCCAGUGGAGAGCGCCUGAGUGCUUUGCUCAAGAAACUGUUCGAGAGCCACGUCUCCGGAGACGUGAACGAGGAACUGGUCAAAGCGGCGGCCACCGGCGACGCUCAGAAGUGCGAGGAAAUCCUGAAGCACCCCGAGGCCAACGUGAACGGGGUGUUUGCGAGUCACACGGCUCUCCAGGCUGCCAGUCAGAAUGGACACGUGGAGGUCAUCAAGAUUUUGCUGCGUCACAAUGCUGAUGUUGAAAUUGAGGACAAAGAUGGUGACCGAGCCGUGCACCACACUGCCUUUGGAGACGAGCCGAGCGUGAUGGAGCUUCUGGCUCGUGCCGGUGCCGACCUGAAUGCACGCAACAAGCGUCGCCAGACUCCCCUGCACAUUGCAGUCAACAAAGGUCACAUGGGUGUUGUCAAGACCUUGCUCGACCUCGGAUGCCACCCGAGUCUGCAGGACUGCGAGGGGGACACACCACUGCACGACGCCAUCAGCAAGAAGCGGGACGACAUGCUCACCCUCCUCCUGGACCACAACGCGGACAUCACACUCACCAACAACAAUGGUUUCAACGCCCUCCACCACGCGGCGCUCCGAGGCAACCCAAGUGCCAUGCGAACCCUGCUGGCCAAGCUGCCGAGGCCCUGGAUCGUCGACGAAAAGAAAGACGACGGCUACACCGCGCUUCAUCUCGCUGCCCUUAACAACCACGUGGAAGUUGCGGAGCUGCUCAUUCAUCAGGGCCAUGCCAACAUGGAUCUGCAGAACGUGAACCUUCAGACACCGCUGCACCUUGCUGUCGAAAGGCAGCAUGCCCAGAUAGUCAGGCACCUGGUACGCGAGGGUUGCAACCUGAACAUACCAGACAAGGACGGUGACACGCCGCUGCAUGAGGCACUGCGUCACCACACGCUGUCGCAGCUGAGACACCUGCAGGACAUGCAGGACGUCACCAAGGCCGGGGGAGGACGCUUGAGCACAGCUGCGGGCUCGAGUUCCACUGCUGGAAACCUGGAGCUUCUAAUGGGCUUGGGUAGCCAGGGUGCGGACAAGAAGUCCAGCGCCUCCAUCGCCUGCUUCCUGGUGUCCAACGGAGCAGAGCUCUACAUCAAGAACAAAAAGGGACAGGCCCCGUUGGACUUGUGCCCCGACCCGAAUCUCUGCAAUGCGCUCGUCAAGUGUCGCAAGGACAAGUCAGGGUCCCAGAUGCUGACGCCAUCAACGAGCCCACAGCCAAACGAGCAGGAAGCCCUGGAGGACUGCAUCGUGUGCUCGGACAUGAAGCGCGACACUCUGUUCGACCCAUGCGGCCACAUCGCCACCUGCGCCCUGUGUGCACCGCGCGUCAAAAAGUGCCUGCUCUGCAAGGAGCCUGUGCUUGCACGCACAAAGGUAGAGGAGUGCGUCGUCUGCUCGGACAAGAAGGCAUCCGUACUCUUCAAGCCUUGUAGCCACAUGUGUGCCUGUGAAGGCUGUGCUGCUCUGAUGAAGAAGUGCGUCCAGUGUCGAGCGCAGAUCGACAAGGUGGUUCCAUUCAUCGUCUGCUGCGGAGGCUCGGCUGCCAAGCUGCUCGACUACGGCAUGCAGGAGGCUUUCGGCGGUCAAGACUUCGCGGUGGAAACAAAAUGCUUUGGUGCCGAGGAUGCCGAGACGAAGAAGAAAGUGGUGAACCUGCGAGGCCCCAUGACCAAAUCGGACAUCCCUCUCAACAUCUCCAAGUUUCCCGCCGAUAAGAAUGAUAACUCACACCCUGCUUCCAAUCGUCCCGGUGGGCCUGGGCCGCUGAUGAACAACGGCGCUCACGACACCUCAGUCAACGACCUUCAGAAGCUGCAACAGCAGCUGCAGGACAUCAAAGAACAGACCAUGUGCCCGGUCUGCCUGGAUCGACUCAAGAACAUGAUCUUCCUGUGCGGUCACGGGACUUGCCAGAUGUGCGGCGACCGCAUGUCCGAGUGCCCCAUCUGCCGCAAGGCGGUCGAGAAGCGAAUCCUGCUCUACUGACCGUUCCCCGGCGUGAUAGAGAAUGCGUCUCACAGUUGCUGGUACGACCUUGCGGCAGUCGUCUUAGUCACAGUCGAGUAGACCGUCGCGCUCUUUUCAGAUGAACAUGAAACAUUAGCGUCGUCAAGACUUAGUGCUUUCCGAAGCUGUGGUUCCCCAUCCCUUAUGUUUUGCUGUUUUUAUCCUUACUAAUGUGUUUGUAUACCCAUAUAUCUAGACUUCGUCGCUCCUUUUACAUUUUGGAAAGUUGUUUUGCAUUAACCUAUGACUCUCCUUGUAGAGAGCUUUGUCUUUUUGCCAUUGCACUAUUUUUCCUGCUGCGUUUAAUCGAAUUAUCAUCUUUUUUACCUACUUGUUGAAGGUAGACUGUUGCCAAAUGUCACUUAGUAAGUGUGUAUGGAAUGUUGUGUCUGAAAACUAACGUGUCGUCCCUGCGGUUACUGAAAACUUCGUUUGAAAAUAAGAAAUCAUCUUCGAUGUCACGUUAACUGCACAAUAAACAACAGGCCAGAUGGACAAAACGUAUUGCUUGUGGCAGCCGUGCAUCUCGCCCUAGCAGUUGGCGAGCUCCUCAGACUGUUUCAUUUCUUUAAUUUCUCUCAAAUUAUUUUCAUACACUAUUAAGUGCUGUAUUGAACGAUAUGUACCCAAAGAUUUGCUUUUUACGAGCUUCUGUAUGACUUUUAUCGCUGCAUACUAUGGAAUUCAAAGAAAGUGCUCAGGUGAACAUUUGGCUUUUCGUAUUUCUCUGUCUCGUAACGUGUACUGCUUCUUUCUUUUUAAUUGCAAAAUCUCUGAAGAUGUUACUUUCGCAGUCUUUAAAUUCAUGUGAACGUUAGUUAGUCCACAAUAUAAGUUUGCCACCACGUGAAUGAGUCUUCGAGGAAAACUUCAAACAAAACUUGAAGCAAAUCAAGAAUGUACGUCAAUUCGAUAAAUCCUUUUCUAAACAAUUGUUUAUCCUCGCUCCAACACUUAUUAACAAGAACGUUAUGAAGAUUGCUUCGUACUUAUUCAUUUUCUUCUCUAAUUCUUAUGUGACUGAAGAUUUCUUUAGGACGAAUGGUAAAGACCGACCGUGCUAAAGAUUCUUGUCAUACCUCGUUGUGUAUGCCUUGCCAACUUAGAUUUAUAGUGGAUUUGUUUUUAAACUAUUGUGAACUGUGCUACUCUCUGCAAAGCUGUUCACAUUGAACACCAUUGUGAACGCACGUACGUUUGCACUUAAUUUUCAACGUCUCUAAAACAGCGCUUUCAUUUCGUUAUCUCAUUAACAAGGAGUAGUUAUCGUUAACGACCCCAUGAAUUUGUAGAUUGCAGUAUGUACUAGGCCCUCCUUGUCAGGUUAGAAAUAUCCAUUCACCCGGAAUAGUAAAUUUUUCGUCGUAUUAAAAACUUUCAUGCAAAUGCAUUUACUGCUUGGUUGCUCCGUAAAUUAAUGAUGAUCGUUUUUGCUAGCCAGUUCAGCUCAAAGACCAUGUUCUAUCUGGUCUUGAGAAUCGGCUGCUCUGUAACUGCCACCAAACUAGUAUUACACAUCACCACAAGAGCUUGAGCCGGUUCACGUAACAAGAACAGUUGCUUGAAAAUGUAUCGGAAAUGUGUGGUUUUGUAAUUGCAACGUCGGUGUGAUAGCUUAUUGUCAGUGACUGUCCCGUGUAAGCUACUUGACGUUAUUGAAGUCAAGUCGGAAUGAUGUACAAUAGGCUAUAUGUAAUACUAUAUAUACUGUUGCGAUAAUUGAUCCUUCGAAGCUGUGUGACACUUUGACCCUAUGACUGAUUGUUUGUUGGUUGCGUAUGCGGCGACUGCAGUGUUUACAGUAUCUUGCUGGCAACGACGUGUAUUCUUGUUACCAAGCAACUUGUCACGAAGAUGCAUGCAACUUAGGAAGUUAUGGAAACUGCCGCCAUGGCAUUUGUAAUGUAUGUGCGUCCACUUCUGUAAACAUUUUCUGUCCUUACGUCUGACCAGGCUUUUUAAGACACUUAGCUUGACGAGGAACUUAACGUAACGAAAAAUAAUGCACUGUUGCAUACGCACAGAAACUGUUCACUACUGCUGUCCUGUGCUGUCUCGUUUCAGUGAACCAUUUUGCACGCAAACUCAACCCAAGCCAUUCCAUGCAGGACAUUCAUCAGCCUUGAAUUAGUAAUUCGUUGUGACAAUUUUUGGUUUUACUGGGAAUAUGAAACUGUAACCUUAUCUCGCAUAGAUGUGAUCUUAUCGCUGAGAAUCAUAGACAGAAGAUGUGACUGAGAGAAAAUGGUUAUGUACAUUGUAAACUUUAACUGAUCAAGAGUCAGCAAACAAGGCUCAGGCUUUCCUUAUCUACCCGGUGCUGAUCAGUUCAUAGAUAGUUAAUGAACUUUAUCACUUACUUCUCCCUCUAUAUUUCUGUUGGUUGUCUGCACCUAGUGAUAACCUGUGGGAGCAAUCUUGCUGCAUAAUGCAAGAAACUGUUGUUUAGCAUGCUGUAUGGUCAUUAGGGACAAAUUUCAGUGGAAAGUGGAUUUAUUGCCUUUUUUUAAAUUCUCCAUAACCAUAUGUAGUCAGUCUUGCUUGUGUACAAGCAAUUUUGCUGUGUGGAUUAGCUUAAGUUUUCAAGGGCCUUUGCACCUAGUUUCUUUCAGCCAGGCUUAUAACCUUUAAAGAAAUGCAGUUGACAACCACAUGUGUAAAUCAUACCAAGCAAAAUUUCAACUUUUAAACCUUAGUUUGUGGUCUAUAGCCUAGAAUAUACAGUAGCAUUAUAAUGUCAAGCGUAUAGAUGUGACAUUCUCACUUACGCAUAGUGUUUGAGACAAAAUGGCCUUCAAGUGAAAGAUGCCAUAAUAUGUGCGCAUGCACUGUUAUGACGUAAUGAAGACGUAACAAAUGCAGUCUUGCUUUUAAAGUUAUUGACAACUAAUAGAUGAACAUGUCCGAGGUACUGCAAUGCCGAGAACCGACGUGGAAGCAAAAGCAGAGUGCUCACUUUUUCAUUUCGUUUGAAGUUACUAUCAAUGGACUGUUGAGUAUAUUGUGUGUACUGCCAACAUUGUUUUGUGCCUUAAGCUGCAAUUCACUGUAUGGAAGGGAAAUGAUAAUGUGUUCGAUUAAUUAGAAAUGGGGAUAACAGAUUAAUGGGAAGUGUUUGCUUAGAAGUGUGCUUGCCAAGAUGAGUGAGGGCUUGUAAAAUGACCGUAGUUAAGGCUUUGGAUGACUACGGCCAAUGGCAAUCCGUAGUUUAGGCUUUGGAUGACUUCACUUUUCACGUCUGGCUACCACGGCUGGUUCAAGUGCGACAUUCAACAUUUGUCGCGAGAACGAUUGCAGGAAGUGUUGGCGUGUGUUUUUUGACAGUGUCCUUCAACGUGUGCUUUCUCAUCGUCCUCUUCCUCCUAUUUGCCAAGAGUGCACAUGUUGUUCUCCUUAUCCAGGACGUUACUUUCGCCCUAAGUAGUUCAGUCCAGCCCUUGGUCUUAUCCCUCGAAAUCCAAGUUACUGCACUGCCUUGUAGCUGCACUUUUUUGUUUGUCUUAUUUAUAAUUGUGUUGUUCGUAGUGCAUAAUAAAAAACUGUGCAAACCGACAA